AUGAUUAGCAAUUCCAAAAAAUGGUGGCAGCGCACUUCGGUGACGAGCGAUACAGCAAAGAUUCCUCUGAAGAACAAAACCAGCAGUAACAAUAUUGACAAUAUAAAUUCGAAGAACCAAAUAGGCAACAACACCGAUACUACUGAUGACAUACCUAUUAUUGUAAUGAAUGAGGGUGAUAGCUCAUUAGAUAUCAAAAAAGAUAACUUCUCAACAACAGCGUUAAAAGGAAGUAAACUAAGCAAUGACGAUGAUACUCAUAAUGAGACAGAUACGGAAGGCGAAAGAACAGCCUCCAUUUAUUCUUAUGGCGAUUCCGUAUUUGCACCAUCGUCUAUAUACAAUGUUACUCCCUCUAUGCGUGUUUUACGUGGGAAAUCAGAAGUGUCGUCGAAAACAGACGAAGGCAGAGAAUGGAAUGGCAGUAAUACCAAUAAUAACUACUCAGACAUUGAGUCCACUACAUCUAUAUUGAACAAACCUUGGAUCUCAUCACAAGUGUUGUCUGACUCUUCUUCCAAAUCUGCAGAUCUUGAUACUACCAUGAAUCACAGGGUCGAUCAUAAUGAUUUGGUAGAGCCUAAUGCUCAGAGCAGACAAAAUGAAAAUGACGUGCAUAACAAAACAGAUGAUUAUACCAUCAGGACAGUAGAAGCAGCAAAUUGUACAGGCGACAGACCUAACAGAUUAUUAAAUGUGACAACUGAACCUUCGAAAAGAAGAGGAAGUCUAGGUAGACUAAAAUUAGAGAUAACAGUGAUACUCAUCACUGGUCAUUUUAUUUGGUCUCUUUUCCUAUUAGGCUGGAUUAGGACGCUUGUUAAAUGGCAAUAA
Mycotypha africana is the source of this 834-nucleotide messenger RNA. RefSeq lists its product as uncharacterized. The transcript has 2 exons. The record is from RefSeq and is a predicted model, not a curated record. NCBI's taxonomy places the organism in Eukaryota, Fungi, Mucoromycota, Mucoromycetes, Mucorales, Mycotyphaceae. The coding region runs from base 1 to 834 and encodes 277 amino acids.